Caretta caretta (loggerhead turtle) is the source of this 9480-nucleotide messenger RNA. Its product is annotated as up-regulator of cell proliferation. NCBI's taxonomy places the organism in Eukaryota, Metazoa, Chordata, Testudines, Cheloniidae. The record is from RefSeq and is a predicted model, not a curated record. Gene Ontology annotation, molecular function: GTP binding.
CUGAUUUUUUACACUUCCUGUCUGGUCACCCUACGCCAAAGCAACAGUCUGUGGUUCCACAAGGUGUGACUUCUGCUCCAUUAUUCCUGGUAUUCAUUUAGACAGGAGUCAUUCUCUGAAGCCGCCGACCACAAAGACUCCAUCUGGAGGGCUUGAGUCUAGCCCAGACGCUGCAUGAAUUUGGUGAAAUGAGGCUUAAUAACCUGUCACUUCUCUACCAACAAGUAGCUCCUUAAGAUCAGAAGUGUCAGCUCAGCGUUUGGGGCUCUGAAUUUGGGGUGUAAAGCGAAAUGCGCAGCCCUGGUCCAGUGCACAUUGGAUGGAGCAGCUCUGAAGGAAGGGAGAGGGGGGCUGUUCCAUGCAGUGUGCACUGGAGAGUUUUUAGUUUCGUUUUUGGCUGGUCUCUGAGAAUAAAUCAUUGUUGAGCUUCCUGUUUGCAUGCCUAGAAGCAGUUUCCUGAGGCUGUGGUCCGUCUUCUGAGGAAGCAGCAUGGAGGAGACGGUGAGAGAUCAUCUGCUGGGAACCGUGGAAGACCUGGGAGAAGAGUUUGAGACAUUUAAAUCCAAACUGAGUGAAAUUCAGUUGCAAGAAGGCUUUGGAAACAUCGCCUGGAGCACACUGCGGGUGGCAGACCCCAGAGCCCUCAUGGAGGAGCUGCUCAGUUGCUCCGAGGAUGAGAAUGGUGUGGAGGUGACUAGGAAGGUGCUGAGGGCUAUAAACCAGGAAGACCUGGCAGAGAGAUUGAAAAAAACAACGGGAUCUGGUGGUUCAAAUCCACACCAGGAAUCAGAGACUCACCAAGACCCAGAGAUGGUGGGGGAAGAACUCCUUAAAGAGAGAAAGAGAGCACUCCAGAACCUCCUGGUCACGCUGAAGAUGGAGCAGCACAGAAGCAUGAGGCUGGGGUUGAGGGAUCUCCAAGAAAUAAACCAAGAAAAUCUACAGAACUGGAUUCCUCGGGCAUUAGGGGAUUUACCGUGGCAUUUUAUGAGGAAGGUCAUGGCUUUGAAUGGGACAGCCAGAAACACGAGCCUUGGGCAGGGAGCACCUGGUGACCAAGCCAGCAGCGAGGAGAACGGGGGACAAGGCGAUGGUGGCAAUGUUCUUCAUCAUAGCAACAUGGAUGCUAGAGCUUCUCUGAACCCCCUCGAUGUUCUCUGUGCCGUGCUGCUUUGCUCAGACAGUUUCCUACAGCAGGAGAUCCUGUCCAAAAUGUCCAUGUGCCAGUUUGCCCUCCCUCUGCUGUUACCUGCCCUCGACACCCCCAAGUGCACCCUACUGCUGUGGGCCAUGAGGGACAUUGUGAGGAAGUGGAGGCCCCACUCCCUGGCAGAGAGCAGAGGGUUCAGAGAGGAGAGCCUGGUGCUCACGUCAAUGCCAACCAUUUCCUUUGUACGGAUGGGGAGCUGCAGCUUCUCCAAGUCCAAACUCCUGAAUAAGGUUCUCAGCCCCUCCCAGCAGCACUAUGAUUUCUUCAUCCAUCAUGACAUGGAGUCUGGGAAUGUCCCUCGGGAAGUUGCAGAUGGGCUGGUGGAGAUUUCCUGGUAUUUCCCUUCGGGGAAGGAGAGCUCAGAUCUUUUCCCAGAACCCAUCGCGGUUACAAAUCUGCGCGGAGACAUUGAGUCCCACUGGCUGCAGUUCAGCUUUUUAACAGAGGUCUCCUCAGCAGUGUUCAUAGUUACUGAGAGCAUCAACGAGAGACAAUACACGCUGUUAUCAUCUCUGCAGGGCUCAGCCACCGAAUACUACUUCAUCCUCAGUGCCCAGGCUGAGAAAUGUAGUCAAACUCUGGGUUUCCUUAGUAAAUUAGCCCCAGUGCUGAAACUGAACAAAUUAAACGUGCUGGAGAAAAGCAACACCACAAAUGAGACAGAAUUUGUAGAAAAUCUCCAGCACACGAUACGAAGCAUAAUGAACUCCUCUAACAAGAGAGUAAAUAUGGAAGCCAUGGCUACAGCAGCACGUGAAUUAGGUGUCCUGGUAGAUGAGGACUGUGAGGAAUGUCAGAGCGGAAGCGAGUGGGCUAGAGAAAUUACCAUGAACAUGAGAGAUGUGGCCAACUGCAAGACAGAAAUGCUGAAACUCCAAGGAGAUCUGUGGAAUACCUUGACUAAAGUUGAAAAAGAGCUGUGCAGAAUGAAAGAACAAGGGGCUGUCCCUCCUGAAGACUAUAAAGUGCAGCUGAAAGAAAAACUGUCAGAGCUUCAUGCCCAGCAAAAUAAUUGUGAGCUUAACGAUGGGCUGAUUAAAUUUAUCAAUGGACUAGAGCAACUGACUGCAGUCGAAAAACAUCACUUCCUCAUAUGGCUGAAAUAUACGCUGGAUCACAUUGCUAAGGAUGAACAAUCCAGACUACAAGCUAAGUAUAAUGCUUUGGCAGGUGACCCACAAAAGCUAGAAGAACUGGGUGAAUUCAUCUCUGCCAGUUCCCUAGGGGUGGAGCAUUUCAUGCGUGAGCUGGGGCAGUUGUAUGAGGCUGAACACGCGAUGGUGAAGGAAGGCAAAAGGGCAGAAAGCGAAAAGCAAUUCACCCGUCUCCCAGGCAUAGCAGCUGACCUGAUGCUGGAAGGGUUUCCCAUGGAGCUGAUCGAUGGAGAUGCCUCCAACAUCCCACUGCAGUGGGUGACAGAUGUUCUGACCCAGCUCCAUGUCAAGCUGGGGGAAAAGUCCAGAAUGCUGGUUCUAACGGUGCUGGGAGUGCAGAGCACUGGGAAAUCCACCCUCCUCAACACCAUGUUUGGCCUGCCAUUUGCAGUGAGCAGUGGCCGAAGUACACAAGGAGCCUUCAUGUCGCUCAUUAAAGUGGCAGAGAACUUUCAGGAGGACCUGAGCUGUGAUUUCAUCCUGGUGAUAGACACAGAAGGCCUGAAGGCCCCUGAAACAGCCAAGCUGGAGGAUAGUUAUCAACAUGACAGUGAGCUGGCCACACUGGUGAUUGGACUGAGUGACAUAACCAUUGUUAACAUGGCCAUGGAGAAAGUCACCGAAAUGAAGGAUUUUCUGCAAAUUAUGGUCCAUGCCUUUCUCAGAAUAAAGGAAAUCAGGCAAAAACCCCAGUGUUUAUUUGUGCAUCACAACGUCAGUGAUGUGUCUGCGCAUGGACAAAACAUGAGGGACAGGAAGCACCUCCUGGAGCAGCUGGAUGAAAUGACCAUAGCUGCAGCAAAGAUGGAAAAACUACACAAAGAAGUGACAUUCUCAGAUAUUAUGGACUAUGAUCCAGAAAUACAAGAUUGGCACCUCCCCAGCCUGUGGCACGGAGUCCCUCCCAUGGCGCCAGUGAACUUGGAAUACAGUGAGAGCGUGGGGAAGCUGAAGAAACACCUGUUUCAGUUGAUAAGGAUCCAUUCAGUUGAGAUUCCUCCCAAAAACGUCCCCCAGUUUAUUGAAUGGGUGAAGAGCCUGUGGAACGCACUGAAGCAUGAGAACUUCUGCUUCAGCUUCAGAAACCCCCUUGCCACGGAGGCCUACAACCAGCUGUCUACCAAGUUUUCUGAACUGGCAUGGGAAUUCCAAAAGAAGAUGCAUCUCUGGCUGUCCGAACAAGAAACUUUCAUCCAGAAUCAGGCACCAGAGGAACUGGAGAGCGAGAUCUUCACCCAGUUAAGUCGGGAAACCCAGGAGAAACUGCAGCAUGAAGAAGACAAGAUUUUUGAGUGUUUGGAAAAAUAUAUAAAAGGUGGAGCAACAGCCACGCAUAUGUUAGAAAUCAAAGAAGAUUUCGUCAGGAGCACAAAAAGCACGACAUCUACGUUUCACCGUUAUUCACACCAACAGCUGGAGAGAGCAAAGAACAAUAGAAUGCGCCAUGGUAGGUAUUACAAUAGCGAGGCUGAGUUCAGGCAAAUAAUUGAACAAGAGGUUGACAAGCUUCUGGAAGACUGCAGGAGUCGCGAGCGUAAACUGAACAAUGAGGAACUGGAGCGGGAAUUCCAGGCAAUGUGGAGAGGGGUGUUGUCCGAGUCAAUGUUAUUUUCUUCAAUGAAGCGAACCAUUUUUCAAGAAAUGCAAAGCCUGCUGGAAGAGGACCUGGAGGUUCGAGGGAGACUGAUGCAUCAAGAAGCUGGGAGCUUGCUACAUUAUUCAAUGAGUUCUUUCACAAUGAAAAAAGAACACUUAGAUUUAGCAUGGUCUGAAACUUUGAAGGAACUGUUCACAAAGGAAAACUGGCAUAAAGCAGAGGAACUUGCUACAUCCUUAAUGCACCAGUGCUCUACUUACAUUGAUGAGAAAGCAAAUUCCAAAGCAGACUAUGAUGAAAUCUAUUGCAGAGAAUUGCUGUGUAUGAUCAAUGAGAGACUCCAACAGGAGGAUGUUUCAAAACUUCACACAAGUGGCUGCUUUGAAGUUGACCUGAAGCUUCACAUUUUGGGAGAAGCUGCUCGUGUGUUUCAAGAAAUCCAUGAUAAUUUUAUGAAAGAAACUGACCCUCAGAAAAGUCAGAAAAAACUUAAACUUCAGUAUUUCUCCAUCCUGAAAGAUCUUUACCUAGACAAAGAGGUAAGUCACAAGAGAGCCAGGGAUUUCUGUGACCAGUGUUUGAAGCCUGCCCUGGUGGACUAUAUGAAUAAGAGGCUAGGAAUAGCAAUAUCAGAUGACAUUCUCAGAAGUGGACAGUCCAUUGAUUACGCCAGCCGAGGCUUUUUCCAAUUUACCACACAGAAAAAAUUGUUGGAGGAAGAUGAUUUUUACAACUAUGUGAGAUAUAUUGAAAACUAUGAAGAUUUUGUGAAAACCUGGAUACAGAGACACCUGGUUGAUCACUACAGUGAAAACAAAGGCCUGGAAGAUUUGGAGAGAGAGAUUCUAUCCACUGUAAUAGAGAGAGUCAGGGGUGCUCUGGAAAACUCCGAAGAUAAGUCUAACACAGUCUUGGCCUUUAUAGACAACUUUUGCAAAGUGCUGCAGAAAGAUCUGGUCAUUUCCAAAAACAGCUUAGUGGGGAUACGGUUUAUAAACACAGUUAACACUGGGAAAUUCACUGCUUUUAUUCAGACUUCCCUUUCUCAACUGGAGCAACAAAUCUUAGCUGAAUUUAAAAAUUUGGAAACAGAGUCUAAACUCUCCCUUCUGUCAGUGAAGCCCCAGGAUGAAAUCUUCAAGCGAGUGUUUGGCUGUGGGAAGCAGUGUCCAUUCUGUAAAGUCCCGUGUGAGGCAGUAGGUACUGAUCAUAAGGAGCAUUUUGCAUCGGUACAUCGGCCUCAAGGAUUAGGGACAUACCAAUGCGUUGAAACAAACAUACUAGUUUAUGAAUUAUGCUCCUCUGCUGUGGUUUCCAAUUGCAUAUUCCAAUGCCCGGAGACACAAUGGAAGGAUCAUCCUUUUAAAGAUUAUCGCACUAUUUUUCCCAACUGGCGCAUCCAGCCAGACCCCAGCAUCAACGCCUCUGAUUACUGGAAGUUUGUUUUUAAGGAGUUCAAUCAAGAAUUUGCUGAAAGGUAUCAUGCUGAACCAGCUGAUCUCCCAGGGGACUGGGAAAAAAUAACCAAAGAGCAGGCUCUGGAGAGCCUGGAGGAAGCAUUCAAAAUGAAAUAACCAACAUGCUGAGAAAAUCCAUGUAAAUGGCAGUGCAUUCAAUUCGGAAGAACAACAAUCGGUAACUUCUGUUACUUGUUUAAUAUUCUUUAAAAGUGUGUGUGUUUGUAAUCUGUGGGAAAUAUGGAAAACUCCCGUACAAUUUGCAGCUUUCAAAUGGAGACUGAAAGCAAGAAAACUGGUUUUAUUUUGCAUCACGAAACUAUGUGAUACAUCAAAAUAGGAGUGCAACAUCAUCUUUCAAGGUGUGGCGUGACAGCAUUGUGCAUCCCCAAGGUUCACCGUCUCCCGAUAAGCAUCAAACAUGCUCCAGUGGCCAAUAAAAAGCUGUUUUUGUCUAACUGACAAUCCUGAAAAACCUCAGCCCGGACUCUAUGAGUUGUUCCCUUCUCACAUCUCAUCACCAGGGAAAGAUUCUGCAGAACAAGUUAGGCCUGGACUACCCUUAAAACUUAUACUGGCGUAACUGUGUCGGUCAAGGGUAUUAAAAAAAACACACCCGCAUAUGACAUAGCUAUGCCGGGAAAAAACCCAGUGUAGAUGCAGCAAUGCCAACAGAAGAGCACAUCUGUGGUUGUGGCUAACAUGGUCCAGGGAGGUGGCAUUCCUACACAAGCAGAAAAAUGGAAACAUCAGCAUACGGUGCGUCUACACUGUGCCGACAUUGGCUCUGUAGCGUAGCCAAAGCCUUCAUUACAACUGUGCAACUCAUUCUCUAAUGGGUUGCAGGCCUUGUGUACACUUGAAAGGUUUGUGAGACAUUUGCACCAGCAUAGCUAUACUGGCCAAGCCUCCUAGUGUACUCGGUUUAUACCACUAAGAAAGUCCUCUUGCUAGUGUAGCUUGUACCAGAUCCCCAAGCAAAAGAAGGGUUUUUGCCAGCAUAGCUACAUCAGCAAAAAAAAUGCUACCACGGCUUCACAAUUAUUUAUACCCCUGCCGAGCCGGCAGCAGUAUGUGUCUGAGCUGGGAAUCACCCUCCUAGCUUGGCAUCCAGACGUAGCCUCCAAUACACCAAAGGAACAGGCCAGUCCUGUAAAAAAGUGCCACUUUUACACUCCAUUUAUACAGCAGAUCUUUGCAUUUAUCAACUACCCCUAAGCUCCCUGUUUUAGAUGUAAUCAAAUCUUAAUUGUCCGAAUCCUAGCUAACACAUUCUUGCUUAUCCAAAUUGGAGGCGUCUCCUAAACUUUGACAUAAAUUCUGAUAGUACAGAGCACUUAAUAUUUGCAGCGCUGAACUGCUCAAGAAAUCCAAAGGAUAGAAGUUCUGGUCCAGGACAGAACUAAACUUCACAGACGUAGAGUGUUUGUGAAGCGGAGUUUGACAGAGCUCUUAUACUCAGCAGGGUUGAAACUCUGGGUUUCUCUCCCUUUUUAGUCAGCCAGCACUGGGAAAGCAGAUCAUAGAAUCAUAGAAUAUCAGGGUUGGAAGGGACCCCAGAAGGUCAUCUAGUCCAACCCCCUGCUCGAAGCAGGACCAAUUCCCAGUUAAAUCAUCCCAGCCAGGGCUUUGUCAAGCCUGACCUUAAAAACCUCUAAGGAAGGAGAUCAGUCUCUCUAUAGUCACAAGUGUACAGAUGUCAAAGCUGAGUAGGUCUGCUCACCUGAUUGUCCAAUGCUUUUGGCCAUGAGUUAAAUGCAAUUGUAAUACACAGGUUUUAUUAAAAUAUAGUUAAUAAAAUGUGUGGAAUGCUGUCUCUUGUGUACUGUGAAAUGGUCCUACCUUAAUCUUGGAAAACGUAGGCCACUUCACUCAAUUCCUCCUUUUUUUUUUUUCUUGAUAACGAAAGUCCAAGUAAACCAAAGUCUAAACAAAAGUCCAGCUCAAGCAAGGCUCUCCACGAAGGGUCUGUUCAUCUUCCACUUCUUCUCUUGGAGUGUAACCACGACACAUAUGCUUGGUCCCUCAGAGACGAAGCAGAACUUCCAUUCACCCUCUUCCAUGAGUUCCAGCCUUGGGCCCUGGCCCUCACAAUGUGCGUUGUCUAACUGUAGUGUAUAGGAGCCUCCCUUUCAAUAAUCUUGUAGAGCUUCUGUCACAUUCUCAGUGGACUCCCUGUUGUCAUUUCCAAGCUGAUGAAUCUGAAAUCUUCGGACAUAAUACGGAGUGCAUGGGCAUUUAAAUAGUUAAAUAGAUCUGGUGUCUCUGUGGUUCCUUUAUAUGACUUCCGUUGUGCAAAGAGCGAAAGGCCCGGAAUUUGGAGGCGAGGAUGGGAUCCUGUCCAGGAAUAUGGCAGACUGGAGUGUGACUGCAGGGGCCCAGUGAAACUGAACAAUAUUUCUGCUUUUAAGAACAGAAUCCAAAAGAAAACAAGACACCGUCUAACUAUCCGGCUGGAUUAAGAACGUUGGCAGAACAUUAUCGUAUUUAGGUCGACUUACCACAGCGUUUUCACAGCGCUGAGUCGACUGCCUCCGCUCCCCCGUCGACUCCGCUUGCGCCUCUCGCAGCGGUGGAAUACUGGAGUCGACAGGAGAGCGCUCGGGGAUCGAUGGAUCGCUUCCCGCUGAUCUGGCGGGUAGUGUAGACCUGCCCACAGUGCAAUAGGAAUGCUUAGUGUAGUGCCAGAGGGAUUUUAAGUGAGGUACGCGUUCCUGGCAUGGAGAGCUGGACAUGGUUUCUGCAAGCAGAGUGCAAUAGGAAGCCAUCAGCAAUUGCACGUACAAAUUGGUUGACUGUGUGAGAAAGUUGGGAUGAGUGGGAACGGGGGUGGGUGGGUGGGUGGAGGAGAGAUACGAGAUGGUCCCCACACAUCCCAUUGUAGGCUUGAGUAAACUUGCGGAUAGCUUGAUUUGAGCACAAGGUUAAACUGUAAACAAGGGUGUGAGAGGCUGUGUGCUGGAGACGGUGUUUUCCAGCUACUUGCGAUAACUGGGACCAGCCGGAACAGAUAUGCUUAAAAUAUACAUAAGAACGGCCACAGUGGGUCAGACCAAAGGUCCAUCUAGCCCAAUAUCCUGUCUUCCAACAGUGGCCAGUGCCAGGUGCCCCAGAGGGAAUGAACAGAACAGGUAAUCAUCAAGUGAUCCAUCCCCUGUCGCCCAUUCCUGGUAAACAGAGGCCAUUGAUGGACCUAUCAUCCAUUAACUUAUCUAGCUCUCUUUAGAAUACAAUUAUAGUUUUGGCCUUCACAACAUCCUCUGGCAAAGAAUUCCACAGGUUUACUGUGCGUUGUGUGAAGAAAUACUUCCUUUGGUUUGUUUUAAAUCUGCUGCCUAUUCAUUUCAUUUGGUAGCCCCUAGUUCUUGUGUUAUGAAAAGGAGUAAAUAACACUUCCUUCUUUACUUUCUCCAUACCAGUCAUGAUUUUAUAGACCUCCAUCAUAUCCCCCCCUUAGUCGUCUCUUUUCCAAACUGAAAAGUCCCAGUCUUAUUAAUCUUUCCUCAUAUGGCAGCUGUGAUAAAUGAGGGGGGAUGGGGGUAGCUCCCUUUUAUGGACACCCAGCCAGCCAGUUAGCUAUAAAAUUCCUCUUGGUAGCUGUUCUCUACUUGCUUUACCUGUAGAGGGUUAACAAGCCCUGACCAAAAUAGUGGGCACCUGACCAAAAGAGCCAAUGGGAGGGCUAGAACUUUUUAAAAUGGGGAAAAAAAACCCUUCCCUUUGCCUGUGUGUUGUGGUUCUCCAGGAAAGAGGGAAACAGGGAGCAGUUAUGCUUUGAGAAGCUUUAAGCCAGCUAUGAAAAACCAUCAGAUCCUACCUAAACUGAACCCCAGAAAUGUAAGUAAAUUCAGGGAAUGCCUAGGAAGAUGUGAUUAGGAAUUAUUUCUUUUAGUUUUCAUUGUGGACUCCUCCGUAUUAACUCCAGAUGCUUUUGUUUUGCUUGUAACCUUUAAGCUGAGCCUCAAGAGAGCGAUCUUGAUGCUUAAUUUUUGUAACUUUUUUUUAAGAUCUAGCAAAAAGCCUAAGUUCCAGAUGUAUUUUCUUUUUAAUAAAAUUUACCUU